Coniosporium apollinis CBS 100218 is the source of this 1008-nucleotide messenger RNA. RefSeq lists its product as uncharacterized. Lineage: Eukaryota; Fungi; Ascomycota; Dothideomycetes. The record is from RefSeq and is a predicted model, not a curated record. The transcript has 6 exons. Gene Ontology annotation, molecular function: hydrolase activity. The coding region runs from base 1 to 1008 and encodes 335 amino acids.
AUGGCGAUUGAACCCAUUGACCCCUUCUCGGACUCUCGGGUCACCCAUGAAACAGCAAAAGUGAAUGGCUACACCUACCACUACAUCCUAGGCGUUCCACAGAAUGGCCAAUACAAAGCAACCGUCUUUCUCAUUCAUGGCUGGCCCGAUCUCUCAAUAGGAUGGCGAUACCAGAUCCCUUUCCUCAUCUCACUGGGCCUCCGAGUUGUUGCUCCUGAUCUGAUGGGCUUUGGUGGCACCGUAAUUCCGCCAAACUCCAUCCACCUCUACGGCUUCAAACGAGCUGCAGACGACAUCGCUGAACUAGCGAAGCAACUGGGUUGCAAGCAGAUCAUCCUGGGCGGCCACGACUGGGGCGGUAUGGUCGUCUGGCGCACCGCACUGUGGCACCCUGAGCUCAUCUCGCAUGUCUUUUCUAUCUGUACGCCGUACGCGGCGCCGCAGAAAAAGUACAUUUCGACGGAGCAGCUGGUGCAGGGGCCGAUGCCGCAGGCUGCGUACCAGCUGCAGCUUGCGGGGCCGGAUGUUGAGGCGGCGCUCCAGAGCGAGGAGGACAUGAGGAUCUUUUUCAAUAUGAUGUCUGGUGGGAGGGGUCCAAAUGGGGAGGUCGGGUUUAGCCCGGAGAGGGGAGUGCAUUUUGAAGACUUGAAGAAGUUGAAGAGGGGGCCGCUGUUGGAUGAGAAGACAUAUGAAUUCUACGUCCAACAGUACUCCCGCAACGGCUUGCACGGGACUUUGAACUGGUACCGCACACGUGAAGCGAACUACAAGGACGACCUCAACCUUCCCACGGAUAGGAUCGAGAUGCCAGCUCUCUUCAUCCAAGCGAACUACGACAGCAUACUGAAGCCAUCAAUGGCUGUUGGGAUGGACAAGUACUUCACUCAGCUCACCAGAGCGGAUGUCGACGCGCAGCACUUCUGCCAGGUAACUCAUCCUGAUAAGAUCAAUGCGAUUCUGAAGAAUUGGCUUGACGGUGUUGUUUUCGGUGGUAAGAGUACGCUUUGA